Anisakis simplex (herring worm) is the source of this 1056-nucleotide messenger RNA. The record is from the annotation of a GenBank genome assembly. Lineage: Eukaryota; Metazoa; Nematoda; Chromadorea; Rhabditida; Anisakidae.
AUGGAUCACAUUUCAGAACAUUUCAGAUUUGAGGAUUGCAAAACGCUUAUCGCGCUUUGCAAUCCUCAAAUAUCAUUGUAUGAAAUUUUUCGAAUCAACUCAAAUCUGUGCUCUUUUGCAAAUGAAAUUCGAUCGGAAAACGCAAAGAUUUCAGAGCACGACAAUGUUGUUGUCCUGGCCGAUAAGCAUACAAUGCCAUAUUUGGAUGGUCGAAGUCGCUCGACUAAAUCACGACUCCCCCUGGACGCCCUCAUUCAAGCAUCAAUCUACGACAUAAACAUUCGUGACUUUGCACCGUUCGGCUUACGGCAACUGGUCAAAUUCUCAUACAGGCCCUCAUCGCUUGCCGAAGUAGCAGCACGUCAAAUAGACGAAAGCAUGAAACGCUUUGUGGUUGAGUCAAAACUUCACCUGGAUAAACGUGAACCAGAGUUGAUCCUUUCUGCUGAACAUAUUGUCGAUAAUGGCAUGAACAAGGCUAUCGUUGAUCAGCGGGUACUCGACGAUAACCACGGUCGCUUGCCUGAAUGGGCCAUCAUGAUCAAGCUAUUCAAUGCCUUCAGAAAGGUAACGGUGGUUGCGAAUCCACUCAAUAAAACCAAUUUACGACUGGACGACGUUAUGGCCUUUGUUGACGAACAGAUUCUUGUGAUUCCAAUGAUGGACAAGGAAGCGCGAGCGAAUUUGGACGCUGAAUUGUACAAAAAGUUUCGUGAUGAGGUGAUGCUCGUGGAUAUACCGGCGCAGUUGGGUCAGGAUCAAAAAGGGAAUUGUGGACUGUAUACGGCAAUCCUUUCGACAGACAAGUAUGUUUACGUACCGGUGUUUGGAAAUGAUCCGGAGAACUGGAAACAGGGACAUUCUACUAUGAUGGACAAAAUGGUCAUUCAUAUGCUUGAGGUGAACACACGCAAGACAGUAAUUCCGGUGAACAUACCCCGUGCAGUGUGUGAACGAGGUAUUUCCCUUCGAUCACUUGCGUGGACACUGAGGGGUAACGCCGCAGAACACAUUGUUCAACUGGCCAGAAACACCCCGGCACAAUUGGUCUUAUAG